UCAUUUUGUUAAAGUUACUAAGUACAUGAUUUUGUCGUUUAUUGUCCAAAAAGCUGUUCUUUAAUAUCUCCAAAGUACAAAUAGCAGCGGCAGCUGGAGAUUUCUAUAAAUCAGAUAACAUUCUUAGUUUCAACAUACAAAUUCUUGAAAUUGCUUACGCUGAAUCUUCGUGUCACUGUCUUUUUCUGUGAGUCAAGACGAAUUUCUUAUAUUUUUGUUAAUAUCUGGUGUGUCUACAACCUGUUUGAUUAUAUGCUCCAAUGAUAAUUACAUUAGCAAAUUUAUAGAAAAAGAAGCUCAGUAACUAAACUUGCGCUAUGCACGAGGUUCGGGAAGGGACAACCACAAAGGUCUAUUGUACGUAGCCUUUAUUUCUCGAACCUGUGACCUCCUUGUCACAUUGCAUUAGCAAAUUUGUAAAAAAAGAGCAGCCCAAGGUGCUCUGGGUUCUAGGAAGGGCUGGCCCACAAGGGUCUAUUGUACGCAACCUUAACCUGCAUUUCUUCAAAGGGUUGUUUCCUCUGGUCACAUUACAUUAGAAAAUUUGUAAAAAAAGAGCAUCCCGGUGCACUAAACUCUUGCUAUGCGUAGGUUCUAGGAAGGACUGGACCACAAGGGUCUAUUGUAGGCAGUCUUACCUGUAUUUCUGCAAUAGUCUAUUUCCACAGCUCAACCCCGUGAUCUCCUGGUGACAUUACAUUAGCAAAUUUUGUAUCCUCUCCUUAUUGACUAAGAUUAAACAUAAAUCGAUUCCCAUACGGGAAAAGGGGAAAAAAAAUCUAAACUUGGUGAAUUUAUUGCUCUUAUAUGAAUUGCUGAAACAGGGAUAUGGUUCCUCUCAAUAUAGAAUCUUGUUCAAGUUCUGUUCUUUAUCCAUUUGGAAUGUAUGAAGAGAAUGAGGAGCUGUUAAUUGCUAUUAUUUUACAUUUCCAUUAUUGCAAUUACUAUUGUUAGACAAGACAUGAUGCAGCUCCAGCUUACCAAGGACAUUAACUUAGAAGGUUUUUGGAAUAUACGGAUUAGGGUAGAGGGUUAGUUAGGUAGUUAAGGGUUGUCUCGCUUAAUCUUUCAUGCUAGUAAUCGUAGUAUUACUCUGGAAGUUUCUUGUCAUUCCUUUUCUGUUACUAUUUACUGGUUCUAGUACUUCGAUUAUCGUACUAUUUUUUGUUAGUGACUGUCCGUUUUUUAGUAUGUCUUUGUCAUGCUUUCUUUAACAUAUCGUCUUGGUUUCUUAUUUCAAAAUGCUUUUACUUGAGUAGAAGGUCUAUUGGAAACAACCUCUCUAUCUUGUAGGGGAUAAGGUCUGCGUACACACUACCCUCCCCAGAUCUCACUUCUGGGAUUACAUUGGCUAUGUUGUUGUUCUUGUUAAUUACUAUUUUCGCUCAUGUUGUAUUGCCUUUACUGAAAAGAUUUAGUUUUUAUUCAAUCUUCACUGUCCUACAGCACAAAAUGAGAUGAGAUCCGUGUUGAGAUUCAAAGAGAACCUCAUACCAGUACGCGGACUGUUUUUUUCUGGUCCACUGUCUCCACUUCUUCUUCAACAUCUGUGCUGUUACUCUGUUGCAGCAACCCAGUGGCAGAAUGAGACAGUACCAAUCAAAUGUAGUAAUCUGCUUUAUGAGUUCACUACUUAUUGCUAUAGCAGGGAUCUUCCCAGGGCCAUGCAAGCAUUGAAUUCCUUGCAAAAACACAAAAUAUGGGCUGAUGCUGUCACCUACUCUGAACUCAUUAAAUGUUGCUUGGCUCGUGGGGCGGUGGAACAAGGUAAACGGGUCCAUCAACAUGUGUUCUCCAAUGGUUAUGAACCCAAAACAUUCCUUUUUAACACAAUUAUGAACAUGUACGUGAAAUUUAAAAUGUUGGAUGAAGCACAAGAUUUAUUUGAUCAAAUGUCUGAUAGAAAUGUUGUCUCCUGGACUACCAUGAUAGCAGCCUACUCUAGCGCUAAGAUCAAUAACAAGGCCUUGGAGUUUUUGAUCCUCAUGCGGAGAGAUGGCGUGAGACCUAAUAUGUUUACGUAUUCCUCUGUUCUGAGAGCUUGUGAUGACCUUUCCAAUCUUAGGCAGCUCCACUGCAGUAUACUUAAAGUUGGUCUGGAAUCGGAUGUAUUUGUCCGAAGUGCUCUUAUUGAUGUUUACUCCAAAAUGGGUCAACUCGAGUGUGCAAUGUGCACAUUUAAUGAGAUGGUGACUGGGGAUCUUGUCGUAUGGAAUUCCAUUAUUGGUGGUUUUGCUCAAAACAGUGAUGGGGAUGAAGCUUUGAUGCUUUUUAAAAGAAUGAAGAGAGCUGGAUUCUCAGCUGAUCAGUCGACCUUGACAAGUGUUCUGAGAGCUUGUACUAGUUUGGCACUUUUAGAACUGGGAAGGCAAGUCCAUGUUCAUGUAGUCAAGUUCCAGCGGGACCUAAUCCUUGACAAUGCACUUUUGGACAUGUAUUGCAAAUGUGGCAAUUUGGAAGACGCACACCAAAUAUUUACUCAGAUGAUAGAGAAGGACGUGAUCUCCUGGAGCACCAUGAUCAUAGGCUAUGCCCAGAAUGGUUUCAGUAGAAAAGCACUGGAAUUGUUCAAUGAGAUGAAAGUCUCAGGGAUCAAACCAAACUACAUCACGGUUCUUGGAGUUUUAUUUGCUUGCAGCCAUGCAGGACUGGUAGAAGAUGGACAAUAUUACUUCCACUCAAUGAAGAAGCUCUUUGGUAUUGAUCCAGGAAGAGAACACUAUGGUUGCAUGGUUGAUCUUCUUGGAAGAUCUGGGAAGCUAGAUGAAGCGGUGAAGCUAAUCCGUGAAAUGGAAUGUGAACCAGAUGCAGUGACAUGGAGAACAUUGCUUGGUGCCUGCAGAGUACAUCGUAACAUGGAUUUAGCUGAGUAUGCUGCCAAACAAAUCAUAAAGUUGGAUCCAAGUGAUGCGGGAACUUACAUAUUACUAUCUAACAUAUAUGCGCGCACUCAAAAAUGGGAAGACGUUGAGGACUUGAGAAGGUCCAUGAAGGAAAGAGGAGUGAAGAAGGAACCGGGAUGCAGCUGGGUUGAAGUAAACAAACAAAUCCAUGCUUUUAUAAUGGGAGACAACUCCCAUCCACAGAUAAAGGAAAUUAACAAAGAGCUAAAUCAGAUUAUUUGGAAAUUAAAGGAGGCGGGAUACGUUCCAGACACAAACUUUGUGUUGCAAGACCUUGAAGAUGAACAGAUGGAAGACUCACUUCUGUACCACAGUGAGAAAAUAGCUGUUGCCUUUGGUGUAAUGAGCCUCUCUAGAGAAAAGACCAUUCGAAUCAGGAAAAAUCUCAGGAUAUGCGGAGAUUGUCAUUUAUUUGCGAAACUUUUGGCACAGAUAUUGCGUCGAAGCAUUGUCAUAAGAGACCCAAUCCGGUACCAUCAUUUUCAGGAUGGCGUUUGUUCUUGCGGAGAUUAUUGGUAGUAGGGAAUGGAUUUCAGUUGAAUUAGUAACAUUUGUGGAAAUAGUGGCAAUGAUGAAGGCCUUAUGUUACUCGGACUCUCCAAAAUUGUUACUGCACCUGUGUCGGAUUCUCCAGAAGGCACUACUUUUGGAGAAUCUGAUGCGCACCCAUCGAUAUUUUGAAGAGUCUGAGCAACAUAGGAUGAAGCACAAUGUACUGGUUCAUGAAGCAGCCGUUGGGUUCAUAAGAGUUCACUCUCUGCUCAACUUGCAUUUGCAUUGGCAGCUACGAGUUUCGAGAUUGGCAAUUAGAAUUACUGCAAGAUUUACGGAGAUCUUGAAAAUAGCAAACGUUGAAGCUGAACUAACUAGUCAUAUCUAUCAAAGAAAAGAUCGAUUAGAGCACAUCCUCUACGUAACUGGCAUUUGCACUGACAGCUGAGGUUUUCCAUUUCGGUCUCCUUAAUAUGAUUGUUUGUGGCCCGAGAGUAAUUCACUUGGUCUAGAAGUGCAGGAGAUUUACCAGUGUGAUCCGGUUUGUUCCUGCACAAGGGAACUGAUGGUACAGUUGUAUACCCCUGGAGUAUGUGUUUCUUACAGAUGUGAUGAUAUAGUUUCCGCGAGAAAUUUGGCCUGAAGGUUCUUGAUGCGGUCUAGAAGUAAUUCAAGUAACAUAUGAGCUUAACGCGUAAAAGGUCCUAUUAUUGUUGCUCCGAGAACUUUGUUUCAGCGGUUAGAAUACAGUUCAUGAUGUGUGGAUUUGGCGCAUGUCAGUAGCUUCAGUUCUGCACGAGGCUGAAACACAGAAGCAGCGUGGAGGGGCGGACUCAUUAUCUACCAAGUACGAAUCGGGAGAUUUUAGGCUCUGAAAAAACUAAAUCUUGUUAAUUGUUAUUGCUGCUGUACAAGGCCAUUAUUGGUAUUUGGUAACCUAUUAUUGAUUGGAGAAUCUGCAAUUAUUACUUGAAAUGUGGUUUGCCAGAUUA
Messenger RNA from Capsicum annuum, 4387 nucleotides. RefSeq names its product pentatricopeptide repeat-containing protein At2g03880, mitochondrial. Gene Ontology annotation, biological process: RNA modification. The transcript has 3 exons. Gene Ontology annotation, molecular function: protein binding; zinc ion binding; RNA binding. NCBI's taxonomy places the organism in Eukaryota, Viridiplantae, Streptophyta, Magnoliopsida, Solanales, Solanaceae. The record is from RefSeq and is a predicted model, not a curated record. The coding region runs from base 1458 to 3422 and encodes 654 amino acids.